Molecule: messenger RNA, 1581 nt
Organism: Stereum hirsutum FP-91666 SS1
Lineage: Eukaryota; Fungi; Basidiomycota; Agaricomycetes; Russulales; Stereaceae
Exons: 8
Coding region: 1-1392 (463 amino acids)
Source: RefSeq, a predicted model, not a curated record
AUGGCAUCUUCUUCGCCCUUCAUCGUGUCCAGUUCCUCCUUCUCUAGAUCCACCCUACCAUGUCCAGCGACAUCUACGGCGGAAGCGGAAGUGGAGAUGCCCACGGUUUGCCUAUCCGGAGGACCAAACCGUCCCGAGGUAGAGCCAGAGAACGAGGAGACCAUGACUCCUUCGUCUGAUUCAUCCUCCUCCUUCGCCCUGAGCGUGCUAUCUCAAUCCUCGAGCUCCUCCAUAGCAUCCUCAGCCGCGCUAUGCGUGCCGUCUUCUGUCCUGCCUAUAGAGGUGGCCAUCGUUCAGACGCAAUAUACAGGUGCUCCACGACGGGUUCCGGCAGUCUUCUUCUUGACGGGCAUGUUCGGACAGGAAAUCAAACCUCAUGUCAAGUCUAGUCCUUCGCAAUCGAACCUCUUUCUUGCAUCAGACAGCUCUCUGCCCUCUUUUAUUCCCCACUCGAAUGUGCACCCUGCGUCAGCGUUUUCCUCUUCAACCUCACCGACCAGUUCCUUCUCUAUUGGUCAGCAUGUAUCCGAAAUGUGCGGGAACUGGCGGAACACGGCCAGUGAGAACAACAAACCCACGUCAAAACCCUCACCUAACGGACAAGCUACUUCAUUGUCCUCGAAUGCCCAUUUAAACAAUACCGCCCGUUCCAAGCAUGUCACGCAAACUCUGCACCAGACUAAAUCCCAAUCUAAACCUUCCGCCAUCAUUCAUUCCAACAAACCCUCCGCAUUCGCUACUCUUACGAACACCUCUGAAUCUCUCUCGACAUCGGCAUUCGCAUCGAACACUUCGCCUGUAUCAAAAUCGUCGACUCCUGCCAAUGAGCAGCCCCUUCACACCAGCAAUCUUAGGUCUCCGAGUCUCCGAGGCUCUACUUCGGGUAUGAUUAACACGCACGAGCUCAACGCGUUGACGUCGUUAUCCAGGAUAGGUAAAAGAGCACAUUCGUCUGCUUUCAUGGAUGAAUAUGUCUCGCCGGCUCCGCCGUUCAGUCUCAUUGAUCGUAUCGAGCCUCGGGCUAUGGAAUCGACUACGCUACCAGCUCGCAAGCGUCCGCAUUGCUUCACCGGCGCUAACACUGACAGUGGUACUGUGCCCUGGUCGAAAGUAAUUUUGAAUCGUGCUAGGACGGCUGCCGAUGGCUUGUUGGACAGGAUGAAACUCGAUGACGACGGAGAUGAAGAGGACGAUAUCGACCGCAAUAUUGUGAAGGCUGAGCAAAAAGAAGAUAUUCUCUCGUCGCCUGCGCCCUCUAGUCUUUACCAGGUCAACGAACAACGCAUGGAAGAUACGCAACUCAGGUGUUCUACCACUGUGAAGACGGAGACUGUUUACGAUAUCGGGCUACGUUCUUCUGCCUUUAGAACUUCGUCGAGGCGUAGAUUCUGACUAUCUUGGUCGCUCAUCUCUCUUGGCGUCUGGUGUACUGUCUGGCUUUCCAACGUUCCUUGUCAUCGUUACACACUAUUCGGGAUACUCACUUGAUUCGUUCAGGCUCUUGUACUGUGGCUGGCUCGUCGUUUUUAUAACCACCGUCCACAUACUACAUCUAGCCUAUUUUGUCUUUCUCUUUGCCGC